Cylas formicarius (sweet potato weevil) is the source of this 2069-nucleotide messenger RNA. Its product is annotated as matrix metalloproteinase-2-like. Gene Ontology annotation, molecular function: metalloendopeptidase activity; zinc ion binding. Bases 154 to 1959 code for a protein of 601 amino acids. Gene Ontology annotation, biological process: collagen catabolic process; extracellular matrix organization; proteolysis. NCBI's taxonomy places the organism in Eukaryota, Metazoa, Arthropoda, Insecta, Coleoptera, Brentidae. The transcript has 10 exons. The record is from RefSeq and is a predicted model, not a curated record. Gene Ontology annotation, cellular component: extracellular matrix.
GCGACCAGCAUUUUUCCAAAUAAAACAAUACGAUACCUCACCAUGGUCGAUUAAAAAAGAUAAACAAUAUUCAAAUAUUAUUCAACAAUUCGACAGACGUUUACCGAUCGGGAAAUUAUAAUUUUUUGGCGGCGAAAUUAUAAAUUGAAUUGAAUGGGGACGAAAAUGCGGGACAAAUGGGCACGUUGUGUUGUGUUUGGCUGGUGCUUCCUGGGAGUCACUUGUUUCCCUGCAGGAAAAGAAAAUCCGUCUCCACGUCAAAUUUCCUCAGACAGCGUGCUUCAGUUUAUGAAAAAAUACGGCUAUAUUGUGGACGACGGCGGACAAUCGGAAGCGCUUUACACCGAAGAAAGUAUAUCGAAUGUGAUCAAAACCGUUCAACGAUACGGGGCUAUCAAAGAAAGCGGCAUUAUCGACAAUGAUACCCUAAAGCUUAUGGCAUCCCCAAGAUGUGGGGUCCCGGACGUGAUAAAAAGCAAUAGACAGAAAAGAUUUGCCACCAUGGAUGGAUGGAAUAAAAGAAAUAUCACGUAUUAUAUAGCCAAUUGGACUCCGAGACUAACUGAAUCUGCAAUCGCGAAGAAUAUCCAAAAAGCUUUGGACAUCUGGGGACAAUACGGCCGACUCACAUUUAGCAAAUCAUUUCACCAGGACGCCGAUAUUAUCGUAGCCUUUGGAAGAGGAUAUCAUGGAGACAGGUAUCCUUUCGACGGCCCAGGAAAUGUUCUAGCUCACGCUUUCUUUCCAUACGACCGUGAAGGUACCGGCCUGGGUGGCGACAUCCACUUUGACGAUGACGAAAGCUGGACGGAUAGAGAUCAAGCGGAUUCGGAUCGCGGAACAGACUUUUUUACAGUCGCUCUCCACGAGUUGGGUCAUUCACUCGGGCUGGCGCAUUCCACAGUAGCGACCUCUAUAAUGUUUCCUUAUUAUAGAGGUUAUGACCCGAGUGCUCAGUACCAGCUUGACUAUGACGAUAUUUUGGCUAUGUAUAAUUUAUACAUACAAAGGCGAUUGAAAGAAGAUGACGACAGAAUAUUACACAACACAGAUACGUCGUCUACAACAAACGUGAUAACUUCAACCAGACCACCGAUUACGCAUGAGCCGAAGCUGCCUACGAAACCAAGGAGAAAGUUUCACCACCAUCAUCCUAGGAGAGGCGGAACAUCUAUUUCAACUAAGAAUCCAUGGACAUCCGAAAGUACCCAUACCGCGUUUCCAACCGAUUAUCCGGAGACAACCGUAUCCUAUGAAGGUGAUUUCGAAUCAGUAGACGACCACAAGUCUCACGAUGGGAAGCAUCAUGUGCCCAGCACCAAUUCUCCUAGCUUACCUCACGUGUGCGAUGGGCAUUUUGAUGCGGUGGCCACGCUCAGGAACGAACUGUUUGUUUUCAAAGAUCAGUAUGUCUGGAGGUUCAAAGAUAUGGGGCAGUUAGUUGAUGGAUAUCCAGUUCCGCUGAGACAAAUGUUUCCUAAACUACCAAAAAGUGUUCGCAAAAUAGACGCCGUUUAUCAGAGGCCUAGUGGCGAUAUAAUCCUCUUCGUCGGCAAGGAUGUAUGGAUCUACGACGGCACAAGAUUCGUGGACAGCCCUCAAACUUUAUCUUACUUUGGAUUGCCAGAUUAUCUGGAUGGUAUCGAUGCAGUGCAAACAUGGGCUAGAAAUGGUAAAACGUAUUUCUAUAAGAAAGAGAGAUUUUGGAGGUACAAUGAAACCUCGCAGACUAUGGAUUCCGGAUACCCGUUGCAUAUAAACAGAUGGAGAGGUGUGCCGGAAAAUUUAGAUGCUGCUACCACUUGGAAAGAUGAGAAGACUUAUUUCUUCAAAGGAGAUCUGUUUUGGAAAUUUGAUAACGAAUGGAUUACUAUCACCGAAAACUCACCGCUUCCAAUUGCUCCACUUUGGGUAGGUUGCAGGGAAGAUGCCGAGAAAAUGCGACAACUUUUUGGAUAAAACAUGUGUUUAGGAAUCUUGGGGUUAGUGUUAUGCUGCCAAAUAAAUCGCUUAUAAUUGUCUUAAUUAGUGUUCUAAAAUAAUAUCCAUAGUAGCACAAAAUAAAUAUC